AUGGACAUUACGAACGCAUUUGAUGCUAUCUCUGGCUACGAGGAGACAAUUGUGGCACAGGGUGAGGCUAUGGGGAUAGAACGUGGCCGUGAGUUGGGCAUCGAAGAAGGCCGGAUGCUUGGUAUCAUGAAGGGUGCCGAGAUCGGCAGUGAGGUGGGCUUUUACCAAGGCUGCUACUUGGUGUGGAACCACAUGCUGCAGCACGAGGAACUCAAGAACAAACUCUCAGGUCGAGCUGCUAAGACGGUGGCUUCUCUAGGCACGUUGCUCGAUGCUUUUGAGCUCAAGAACGUGGUGGACGAAGAUAUGGUGCAAGAACUGCUUCGUAUUCGAGCCAAAUUUAAGUUGAUUACAGCGAUUACAGGUGUGCGAAAACGAUUGACCUACAGUGACGAGGACAUCAAAGCGCAUAAGGAUAUGUCAUUUUAA
Peronospora farinosa is the source of this 429-nucleotide messenger RNA. The record is from the annotation of a GenBank genome assembly. Lineage: Eukaryota; Oomycota; Peronosporomycetes; Peronosporales; Peronosporaceae.